AUGCUGUACCGGUUUGGAUACGUUAACGGUCUCAACUUCGUGCUUCCUCGAGUCCCGGUCAACGUUGGCUGGCCACACUACCUUCGGGCGGAGGACUACCUCCCGCUGAAGGACGGGUAUCACUUUGACGCUCUUGUUGACCAUACGGUCUACCAUAGACGGAUCAUUGACAACCUGAUGCCAGCCGACACAGCCUUCAUUGCAAUGCUGCGCUACCCUCUACACCACCUCAAGUCGGUCUUCAGCUGGUAUAAGGUUCCAGGUCAACUCAACUUAAAAGAUGCUAGAAACCCUCUGGAAACGUUUUUGAGAAACUCUAGAAGAUAUCAAGAGAAUUCGAUACUUAAGGAGCUACCAACUGAGCCAAGGUCUUCCUCCUUGACGCGAAACUUCAUGGCAUACGAUUUAGGCUAUCCACCUGGUUUAGCUGAUGAUAUGGACAUGGCGCAAGUGUAUGUACAAAGGUUGGAUAGUGAACUGGACUUAGUCAUGAUUCUGGAGUAUCUAGACGAGUCGCUUGUUCUCCUCAAACGCACCAUGUGCUGGUCCAUACGGGAUAUCUUGUACGACACCUUCAACGAAGCUAUCGGGUACAGAUACAACAUGGAUCUAACGCCAGAUAUGGAUGCCAACUACAGAAAAUGGAGUAAAGUCGACUACCUUCUAUACGAACACUUCAACAAUAGCCUCUGGAAGAGGAUAUCACAAGAAGGGGAUGAUUUUCAUCAAGAGGUUGAACAUUUUGUUUCCGUAAAUAGUCAGGUGAAGUCGUUCUGUGAGAAAAAGAGAAAUGAUCAAAUCGUCAUUCCGGCUUCCAAGUGGGACGCGCAUGCGCUUUCUGUGAACCAGUCGUUUUGCCACCUGUUGCAGACGACGAGGAUGACAUUUUACAAAGCCAUUUUGAAGCGUCAACGUAGCAAGCUACUUUUCAUUGACUACGGGAUCAAACCUGUAUCCAGAAAAAGGAAAGCUAGGACAAUAAAGAAACGCAAGAAAAGCAAGUCAGACAUACUCUCAGGUAAACAACAGAACUGA
Messenger RNA from Branchiostoma floridae (Florida lancelet), 1035 nucleotides. Its product is annotated as galactosylceramide sulfotransferase-like. The transcript has a single exon. Bases 1 to 1035 code for a protein of 344 amino acids. The record is from RefSeq and is a predicted model, not a curated record. Gene Ontology annotation, biological process: glycolipid biosynthetic process. Gene Ontology annotation, molecular function: galactosylceramide sulfotransferase activity. NCBI's taxonomy places the organism in Eukaryota, Metazoa, Chordata, Leptocardii, Amphioxiformes, Branchiostomatidae. Gene Ontology annotation, cellular component: membrane.